AUGCGAAGCACGGUGCGCCGCAGCACCUCAGCGGUGCAGCUGCUGGUCUUGAUAGCCCUGAUAGGAUUCCUCGGGAACGCGAACGCGAACGUCUUCAACGACCCCUCGGCCGGAGAGUUCACCGUCGACGAGGGCUGGUUCGGCGAGCAGCACGAGGACGCGGGCGGCCAGGCUUCGAGCGCGACGACUCGGCAAGCUGGCGACCCCGCCUCCGUCCUGGUCUUUCCGGGGCGCAACCAGCUCGGAAACUACGAGUUCGCCCAGCCAGGAGGCUCCUCUCUGCUCGAGCUCCUCUCCAUAGUCGACGGCGGGGCCACUCCGACGCCACCAUGCUGCAAGGACUGCUGGACCAGGCUGCGGGAGUGCCGCGCGCCGUGCCUCGCAACCUUCCAGGAGUGCACGCGAGCCUGCGCGACGAGCAUCUCUCAGCUCAAGAACGGACAGCCUGACCCCCUCGCGCAGUACCUCGUCCAGGACUGCGUCUCGCAGUGCGACCUCACGGUGAACGCCUGCACGGGCGACUGCGAGAGGCAGGGCAUCAUCAACGCCAACUGCUACCCUCCCUUCUGCGACGACUACACCGUCGCCUGUCGCCCCGACCCCUUCAAGGUCGACGUCGCACGGCUGCCCGCCGUCACGGUGCCGUGA
Molecule: messenger RNA, 648 nt
Organism: Pedinophyceae sp. YPF-701
Lineage: Eukaryota; Viridiplantae; Chlorophyta; Pedinophyceae
Source: the annotation of a GenBank genome assembly